AUGCAUGCGAUCAAUGCGAGCAUCUUCCAUAUUCCACCAACUCCCACCCAGAUUGCCGCAUCAUCAUGUACUGUAGCCCCUGAGAUUCCCGCCAAGCGAGCAGCUUAUCUUCACAGCCUCGACGCCAAGAUCGCCAACCCUUGCACUACCCAAAUUUAUCAUGAUAGAAUCGAGUUUCACAUUAGAGUUACCAGGGGGCCCAGCCCUGCAUCGUCCACGUCAAGAGUGCUCAAUGCCAAGCACGGAUGGAUGAUCGCCGCGCAAGGCUACCUGUUUGCGCCGAGUCUCAAUUUUGGAGAGCCCGUCAUCGAGACAUAUUUUGCGGUCGCGGUGUCUGCGACAUGGCCCGAUUCGGUCCGAAAAGGCCGAAUGGAGGAAUCGAUCUCUCUAUCUUCAUGCCCAACUAACCGUGCAACCGACCAGACCGGGCCAGACGAGACCGGACUGGAUGGGACUGGUGUGCGGAUGCCAGGGAAAUUGUGA
Molecule: messenger RNA, 483 nt
Organism: Penicillium oxalicum
Lineage: Eukaryota; Fungi; Ascomycota; Eurotiomycetes; Eurotiales; Aspergillaceae
Exons: 2
Coding region: 1-483 (160 amino acids)
Source: RefSeq, a predicted model, not a curated record